Episyrphus balteatus (marmalade hoverfly) is the source of this 806-nucleotide messenger RNA. RefSeq names its product antigen 5 like allergen Cul n 1-like. Bases 12 to 770 code for a protein of 252 amino acids. Lineage: Eukaryota; Metazoa; Arthropoda; Insecta; Diptera; Syrphidae. The record is from RefSeq and is a predicted model, not a curated record. The transcript has 3 exons.
UCAAAGCUAAAAUGAAGUCAAUCACAUCGCUCUUAGUAUUUAUUGGUUUUUUAGUCUUAGCCAAAACACAAGACUAUUGCGCUAGAUCUCUUUGUAAUGGUUUAAGACACAUUGGAUGUGGCAACUCUGGGGGUUUCUCAACAUACUGUUCCCCUGAUCGACGAGAAAUUCAAAUGACACCUCAAUUUAUCAACUCCAUCUUAAACCGACACAAUCAAAACCGUGAUGUUAUAGCUUCUGGCCGACUUCGGGGCUAUCGGUCAGCUCCAAGAAUGGCCACUAUGAUGUGGGACAAUGAACUUGCAAUGCUCGCUGGAAUGACUGCUAGAACUUGUAAAUUUGAACACGAUCAGUGUCGGAACACUUAUAGAUUUCAAUAUUCUGGACAAAAUUUAGCUGCAAACUGGUCAGGUGCCCCAUUUACGAAUUCAGUCUUGGAAACAGUACUUCCGAUGAUUGAUUCAUGGUGGGCUGAGCAUAAAGAUGCGAAUAUGAGAGUUAUGCAAAAUUAUCCACAAUAUCCAAGUGCAAUGUUUGGUCAUUUUACGGUUAUGAGUGUUGAGUAUAACAACGCUGUUGGUUGUGCUGUUACAACUUAUAAAGAUCGGCAAAUGCAAAACUAUAAUACUUUAUUACUAGUUUGUAAUUACGGCAAGUCAAAUAUGUACGGAAAUAGAAUUUAUGAAGAAGGAAGAACAGCAUCAAAAUGCAGCUCGGGAACCAAUCCAUUUUUUAGAGCCUUGUGUUCAGUAUCCGAACAAUAUUUAUAGAAAAAAGUAUUAAAACCAAAAAUGAUCUCAAAUAAA